Molecule: messenger RNA, 861 nt
Organism: Triticum aestivum (bread wheat)
Lineage: Eukaryota; Viridiplantae; Streptophyta; Magnoliopsida; Poales; Poaceae
Product: probable U3 small nucleolar RNA-associated protein 11
Exons: 8
Coding region: 169-861 (230 amino acids)
Biological process (GO): rRNA processing
Cellular component (GO): nucleolus; small-subunit processome
Source: RefSeq, a predicted model, not a curated record
UCGCGCACGCCCGACUGCCCGAGGAAAACCCAAACCCUGAACCCUAGCUUGGCCACCCCCCUCUCUUUCGGCCUCCACUCUCCCCUCUCCUCGCCGCGUAGCCCCUCCCAAAUCCGCUCCUCCGCCGGCUCGCUCGUUUUUCCGGGAGAGGGGCAGCGAGGCUCGAAGAUGUCGUCCCUGCGGAACUCGAUUCCGCGGCGGGCUCACAAGGAGCGCGCCCAGCCGGAGUCGCGGAAGAAGUACGGGCUUCUGGAGAAGCACAAGGACCAUAUCCUCCGCGCCAGGGCCUACCAGCGCAAGGAGGAUUUCAUCAGGAAUCUGAAGGAGAAGGCAUCAUUCAAGAACCCAGAUGAGUUCUAUUUCAAGAUGAUCAACAGUAAAACCGUGGAUGGAAUCCAUAGGCCCAAGCCUGAAGCAAAUAAUAAAUACACCGAAGAGGAACGUAUGCUGUUGAAGCAUAAAGACAUGGGAUACAUCUUUCAGGCUGUUCAAAGUGAAAGAAAGAAAGUUGAACGGUUGAGCUCAACCCUUCACUCAGUGGAUGACAAGCGUUCAAACAAGCACAUUUACUUUGCGGAAGACAGAGAAGAAGCCAAAGAAAUACGAUCUAGGAUAGGUCAAAGCAGCAGUACACCUCAAUUUGGCAACAUCCCUUCUCGUAUAAAGAGGAAAACAGCUUCCUCCUACAAGGAGUUGGAAAGCAGGAAAGAAAGGGUUAAGAAUCUUGAGAAAUUGUAUGCGGACAUGGCCUUGCAAAAGGAACUGAAGAAACCUGGACGCAAAAGGAAGCUCCGUGAAGAAGAAAUUGUAAAUUCAGCAUCACAGACUGUUUACAAGUGGCGUGCGCAAAGGAAGCGGUGA